Orbilia oligospora ATCC 24927 is the source of this 1320-nucleotide messenger RNA. RefSeq lists its product as uncharacterized. The record is from RefSeq and is a predicted model, not a curated record. Bases 1 to 1320 code for a protein of 439 amino acids. Lineage: Eukaryota; Fungi; Ascomycota; Orbiliomycetes; Orbiliales; Orbiliaceae. The transcript has a single exon.
AUGUCUGCGUCCAAAAUAAGUUGGGGGGAAAUAUCGGCGGGGAAAUGGGCCCGAGACUUCGAUCCACUCGAAAAGACUCAAAAUCAUCUUUCUCUGGCAUCGCCUUCGAUGUUACAAAUUGUAAUGACAGUAGGAGCUACUCUGCCAGAGUCUGAAGUAAUCGGAAAUAUUAAGGAUGCAUGGAUAGCACUGCGAUAUGCUCACCCUGUGAUUGGAUGUACCAUUACCGCGACAGGUCUUGAAUACGAAGUACCAAAUGCAGAGGAGCUUCAGAAAUGGGCGGACGAAACAUUGGUAUAUGAUAACUCCGGUAGAAGUGGUAAAGAGCUGCUAUCCGAAAAAGUCUUAGCCAAUGCGCCGGCCGCCCGACUGUUUUUUAUGCCUGACCGCCGCGAAAUUUUCAUUAUUUUGCGUCACGACAUAACCGAUGGGACGGGAUCUUUGAUCCUCCUAAACCACCUCCUCAAAAUCCUUCGUCAAGAAAAAGACGUUCCCAGAUUCGGCGACGAGCCUACCCGUUUGGCUCCCUCACUCACCGAGGUAAUGCAUGCGGAAAACUCCUCUAUCGAUGCGACUAAGGAAGCUCAUUUGGUGAAAGAGAAAUACACCAGUCAAAGAGCCAUGAGCUUAACAACAAAACCAAAUCAAAGCAACACGUCAGGAAACCCAAUGGACUAUGUGCACGAGUUCUCUGAGGAGGAAACUUCAACUAUCCUUAAGGCUUGCAAAGAGAGAGGGAUUACGAUAAUCAAUGUAUCCAAUGCUGCAAUGGCAAAAACGCUCUUGGAACUUUCGGGAGAGGAAUCCGGAAGGUUUUGUUCCAUCGGGGCUAUCAAUUUGCGAGAUGUACUUCCAGCACCAUACAACACCCUGGAACGUGGUGUGGGAAAUCUUGCGAUACCAACAUUUCCCGCGUUUCCAGUCACUACCUCCAGUAACUUCCUCGAACUAGCCAGGCGAGUCGAGGGGCUUCACAACUAUUGGAAGUAUAAGAAGGAUGCCAUCGAGUGUGUUGGAGCAUUACCAGGACUCGUUGAAGAGGGUUUCACGACCGCUGCUAAAAAUGGUAUUACACUUCCAUCAAUUGUUCCAGUGAUCAGUCUCGGAAUCGUCGAGAAAUAUCUCUCUGAACCUGUGCAAGACUUUUGGUUCAAUGUAAGGUUUGCAAUGUCAAUGUCCUCUAUGUACAUAUAUACUUCGGGUGGUCGCCUAAGAUUUGUACUUUGUUACAACUCGGGGUUUCACGAGAAAGAGAGCAUUAAGGUCCUCGUCGACACGGUGGUACGUCAUGUGUACCAGGGUCUAGAGUUGGAUCGUUGA